Messenger RNA from Drosophila subpulchrella, 7816 nucleotides. RefSeq names its product Krueppel-like factor luna. The record is from RefSeq and is a predicted model, not a curated record. Gene Ontology annotation, biological process: regulation of transcription by RNA polymerase II. Gene Ontology annotation, molecular function: RNA polymerase II cis-regulatory region sequence-specific DNA binding; DNA-binding transcription factor activity, RNA polymerase II-specific. The transcript is spliced from 5 exons. The coding region runs from base 1299 to 2999 and encodes 566 amino acids. Lineage: Eukaryota; Metazoa; Arthropoda; Insecta; Diptera; Drosophilidae.
GCGGAAAGACGUGUUUUGCCCACGUCCACUUUUUGCCGGUUAUUCGGAAAAUCGCAAUCGCAAACGCAGUUAUCGGAUGAAUCUACACAAUCGCAUUGAUAAUUAUUUUGGCCAAAAAAAAAAUUAACACACAUCGCAGAUCCGAUAGAUACGAAACAAACCUCACGGAUUGCGAAUUUGUUUAAUGCCGUGAAUGCGUACGUGUGCGUGUGGGUAUCUGUGUGAGCAGCGCGUGUAAACAAAUGAAAAAAACGAAACGAGCGGUGUAUCUUCGGCUCUGAUAAGCUGACAAGUUUGAUAAAAAGCCAACACAUUGUUGUUAACAGCUCGGAAAACACAAGUGCUACUGCAUAAAAAAAAGAAAAGCACCCCCCUCCCCCUGCCACUUAAAGGAAAUCCAAACAAAUCGCCGGCUAGUGGAAAACAAGUGAAAUUCAAGAUACAACUGUAAACACAGAGGAAUUAUAGGAAAAUAUACAUAAUAUCGGCGAUAUCGCUGCAAAUUAAAGCCGUGAAAAAUUCGCUGAAAACAACAGCAACACAACAACAACAACAACAAGCAAUUAUGGUGUAAAGUAUACGACUAAAAUCUUAUCGGUGUGCAAUCGUUGUUGCUAUUAUUGUUCUAUAUGCUGGUUAGUUGAGUUGUUGUUUUUGCCUUAGCCGGCGUCGCGUCGGUGUUAGUGUGUCGGUGUGUUUGUGUGCAAACGAGUUUGCAAAAAAAAAAGGAAAAAAAAUAUUGCAGUUACGGUGGCAAGUGUUGCAGAUACUCCAACAGCAGCAACAACAACAACAGCAGCAAGUUAGCCAGAAACCAACACACACAACCAGCCACAAAAAUAUUGAGAAAUGCAUUCAUAAAUGUAUCGAGAUAAAUUAAAUCCAAAUGAAAGUGCUGAAAUUAAAUAAAUUUUAGGUAAAUAAGAAACCACAAAUACCACAAUUAAAUAACGAGCGUGUGCAAGUGUAGAUCAAUACAUAUUAGCUAUAUAUUAACCAUAUAUAUAGGCCGAUAAAAACCAUCGCGAGUGCUAAAAUGCUGUUCCCCGCAGCAUUGGUCAUCGUCGGGAUGCAUAAAUCUCUCUGAAAUCAAAAUUAAACCAAUCAAAAUAUAUAUCUGUCUGUCUAAGUAACCAACCAGCGUAGUAAAUCAAAUCAAAAUCACAUCAAAACCAAUCUCAAAUUGUUGACCGAUCAACAGUUUGAGUAAAUAUUUUCUUCGACCCCAUCAGACAUUAAGCAACGGCCUCAAAACGGAGUCCCUAGAGUUUUUGCCUUGCGAGGAAGAGGACUUCGAGAUGGAUAUCCUACCGAGUGGCAAUAUCUUCAACGAGUUGGAGCGGAUCUGCACCACCGGCUAUUUCUCGUCACAGCCGUCGAUUGAGGAUCAAUGGCAACAGACCUGCUACGAACUGGAACGCUAUCUGCGGGAUGAGCCCAAGCUGCAGAAGAAGAUACACAGCAAUCUGGACAACGCCUGGGACAUAUUCUCCACACCCGCCCGCCUGCUCGAGGAGCUGAAGAUCAAGGAGCAGCACCUGGACACGAUCUCGACGACCUCCUCGGUCUCGUCCAACUGCUCGGGCAUCUCCUGGGACAGCAAUGGCUCCCAGGCGCUGAGCUGCUCGGUGCUGGUGAAGCAGGAGAGGAUCGACGAGGAGGACGACGAGGUGGGCUGUGACGACAAGAUGGGCGUGUUGCUUUCGGCACCGCCCUCGGCCAUUUCGCCCAAUCCCAGCAUCGGCAGUGCGGGCAACAUGACGCCCACCAGCAACAGCAAUAGCAACAUUAGCAGCAGCAACAGCAUCACCAGCAGCAACAUCGGCAGCAGCAGCGGCAACAUCAUUGCCAGUCCGCUGAGCAGUCUGGGCAGUGGCAGCACCAUCACAGUGAGUUCCCGCAACAGUUCCGCGCCGGGCAUCAAGGUGCGAGUGGUCCAGGCCAAGAGCAACUCCAGAUUGCACCUGGGGCAUGUCCAGGACUUUGUGCUGCCCACCCUGACGCCGCCCUCCUCGCCAGAAUCCAGCCUGCGUACCCACAACUAUGCCCAGCAGCUGGAGGCCAACGAUCUGGCGGCCCUGAUACAGCAGCAACAGCAGCAGCAGCAGCAACAGCAGCAGCAACAGGCACAGCAGCAACAUCCACAUCCACAGACGAGCAACUCCACACCCGCAACAGCAAUCCUGCGAUUCACCAGCCAGAGCAAUCCCACAAUGACGCAACUGCAGCAGCAGCAACAGCAGUUGGCCGUCCAGCACUUGAGCAUAUCGCCACAGGCCCUUGGCAGCAACUCGCCCAAGAGCAGCAAUAGCAGCAGCAGCAGCAGCACCAGCAGCAGCAGCAGUAGCAGCAACAGCAGCAUUAGCAACAGCAAUAGCGGCAGCAGCAGCAGCAACAGCAAUCAGCCGACACACAGCAACAUUCCGCGCAGCACCAUCGUCCGAUUGACAACGGCCAACGGCAAGCCAGGAGCCGCUGGAAUCAGUCUGGCCCGAGUCAUCCAAAUGCAGAACAACGGCGAUGCCAAUGUUGCCGCCGUGCUCAAUGCCGCCGCCAACAGCAGCAGCAGCAACAGCAACACCACCAGCGCCAGCAGCAACAUCAGCAACACCAGCAGCAACACGGCGGCCCCGCAGCAACAGGUGCUCUCGCAACGGGCCGAAAAGCCAUCGAAUGGCUCCUCGAAAUCACAUCACCCCCGCCAACAUCACAGCGAUCACAGCCCGGACGCCAAGAGACGGAUACACAAGUGCCAAUUUCUGGGCUGCAAAAAAGUCUACACGAAGAGCUCACACCUGAAGGCCCACCAAAGAACGCACACAGGUGAGAAGCCGUACAAGUGCUCCUGGGACGGCUGCGAAUGGAGGUUUGCGAGGAGCGACGAGCUGACCCGCCACUACCGCAAGCACACAGGUGCCAAGCCGUUCAAGUGCCGCAACUGCGAUCGCUGCUUCUCGAGGUCCGAUCACCUGGCGCUCCACAUGAAGCGUCACAUGUGAGGGGAGAUCUAAGUCCAUAGAGAUCCCCGGAAAAUCCAGAGGCGGAAGUGAAGGGGAGAGAAGGAGUUCAGCGGAAACUGUGUGCCAUCAAGGAACGAUGAAAAACUUGCGUAACGCUAAUCAAAACCACUUAAUUCGUGGAGCAGAGAGGGGUGGAUAAACAAAAUUAAAAAAUUAAAUCAAACUAAAAAACAAAGAAAACAUCACAACACAAGCACAAAGAUGGAAAUUCAAGUUAUCCGAUUCCGAUUGAUAUUUGUGUUGCCAUUAUUGUCGCCGUUAUCGUUUUCGUUAUCGUAUGGUUAUCGUCGUUAUCGUUUCAAUUGCAAAUUCGAUUUGUUUCAAUGCCUUGUUAAGUGUAAGUUUAAGCUAUAGCAGCCUGAUCGCAUUUCCCCAUUCACACCUAGCAUUUAGCGGCAAGUUCUGAACAAACAGCAAAAAUUGUGUACAAUUUACCAAAGCUAAGCGAUUUCUUUAAUUAGUAAAGCAGCAACAAAAUAACAAAAAAAAACGUAGUAAUUUAAUUGAAAAAGAAUAUUUUUGUUUUCAUAAUGUGAACACUGCCAAAACGAAAAUGUAAAAAAGAAUAAACAAACAAAAAAACAAAAACCUAAAAACUAGAAAAAAUAUUUGUAAAUGUAAAGAGUUAAUAUAAAUAAUUAGUUUCAUAUGUCGGCAUCAGCAAAUAGAAUUACAAAUACAAGAAGAAGGUAAAAGUGCAAAAUAUGUUUUAAACAAAACAAAACACAAAACGUUAAAACUGCUUAUUUUCUUAAUUUAAUUUUAAAUGUAAUUUAAAUGUUACCUAGGUCUGAAUAUCAUUUCACCGCGCCACUCGAAAUUGGAAACCUAUUAACAUUAAAUUUAAUUAAUGCCUAAAUUAAACUUCAAUUCGUAUUCGGAAUUUGGCGAAAAGCAAUUUUGUUAAACAUAACAGCAAAAUUGGUUUUUUUAUGAGUAUACGUAAUUAUUUAAUGUAAAAAAUUUCUCUUAUGCAUUGCCUAAGUGAUGGAAAGUAUUACGAACACAUUUUGAUAUGUUUAUCUAAUUUAAUCAAAAUUUGUAUUCUCAAUCGAAAAACGAAACAAAAUUUAUAAAUUCGACUUAACAUACAAAUUCUUCUUUAUGUGCCUCAUUAAUUUUAAUUGAAUCAAUUCAAAGCAAUCAAUUCCCCUUAGCUUAGCAACUUUUUUCGGUAUCCUCCUAGUUUUCGAAAUCUUUUAUAUUUUGCAUGCUGAUUUUCAUUUUGUAUUGUAUCAUUUCCUCAUUCUUGUUUAUAAUGAUUUGUUUUAUUUUUAAUUAUUUUUAAAUAAAGAAAAGUAUGUGAAAAACGAAUGUUUCCAUGGGCUUAUCAUUUUCCACCAGCACCCCUCAGCAAAUGAGACACGACAUCAAAGUAUACAACGUUGAUCGAGAGCAAUAUGUGCGUUUCGGUCAAUCAUUAUGGUUUGUGUGAUGAGAAAUUCUGUGAUCCAGAGAACAACAACAACAAAAUAGCUAAGGCAAAGAAAAACAAAUGAAAAAUGAAAAACCAAAAACGUAAAAACCAAUGACAAGCAGAUAAUCAACUGCAAAAGCAUACAUGCACUAAAAAGCGAAAAAAUGGGGUUAGAGAGGGAAACUUUGCCAAAAAAAUGCGAAUACUCCCAAAAAUGGAGCAAACAAUUUAGUUAAACUCUUGAUAUAUAUGCAUUUUUAUGUAAAUACGAACACAAAAUACAGUUUGUCUCCUUUUUCUAGCUUUAUUCUCACUGAAUGUAGAUGGGAGGAGAGUUUUGACGAUUCUGAACUGCAAUCGUUAUCGAUAUCAAUAUGUACGUGUGUUGCUUGUGCUUUGUGUCAUUUGAAUGUUAUCAAAUUUGUAUGUAUCGAUAUAUCAUCAGAUCAACGCGCCACAAACGGAUAAUCCCGAAAAGGCCCCCAAGGGUCCCUUCCAGUUCCAGAAUCCCGUUUGGCUUCCAAGCGAAAAUUGCACUGAACAAUACUUAAUGAUUACGUGAAAAAUCCAAAUCCAAUACGAUGUGUCAAAAAUGCUUCAAUCAGUUUAGUCUAACUUUUGAGAAAAACCGAAAAACCAAAACCGAAAACCGAAACAGUAAAAAUAGAAACCCGAAUAUAUAAAAUAUUUUGUAUAGAAAACCUUUAAACUAAAAAUCGAAAGUGUAAAGCAUAUUUAGAUCCUAAAUCAGAUAUUGGAUAGUCACGAGCGCAGAGUGAGCGUCACUAUAGAUAUGGAUAAACCAGAAUAUAUAUAUAUAUGUAUUUUACAACCGAAAAAGUGUAUUUUAAAAUGAAAAAAUUAAAAAAAUAAUUGUGUAAAAAGGUAAACCAAAAAUGAAAGACUGGUCAACGAGGUGUUCCGCGUUUAUGCAACAAUUGCAAAAUAGAAAAAGUAAACAAAUAUAUAUAUGUACAUGUACGAGCAUAGGGGAUUUUCGAUUUCGAAACCGAUGGCAUAAGAUACUGUACUCCAAAUUGUAUAUGGUGUGUGAGCCCAGAGCGAUUAGGUUAAGUACCACUCGAUCAUUUCGAUUCUCCGAUUCGGAUUUAGAUUCAGAUUUGGAUUCGGCAGCAAAACUACGCAUACGUAAGAGGGAGGGCAUUGCCGCGAUCCCGCAAUUAAAGUUAAUGAAGUACGAAUUUUAAGUAACGCUGAAUGUGAGUCUAGAGAGUACUAAACCAAAAACUAUGGAUAUAUUUUAGUGUCUACACUUGAACAUUUUACAAAGGCAGCUCCCUGGGGUCAGCUUUUGCGAAGUCAACCAGCCGGCAAAGUACGAGGGUCUGGGGCUCUGUUGCUGAGGGAAAAUCUAUAAACAUUUUCUACAGAUUUACAGCCGAGCAUUACGAGCAAAACCAAAGGCAGAGUACAGAGGCCGGAAGUCAGAAGUCGCAGGGCAGGAACAUUUUUGGCAGCAGGCACACAUAAAAAUAAAUAAAGUAUACUAAAACUAGAGUAAAUACAUUUUAAUUUCGUUUAGAGUUUCGUUUGCAAAUGUGCUUAGCAAUUUUCCCAUUCCACCCCCCGCCCAUUACCCCCGCCACCCAUUUCCCAGGAUUUUCCUUGCUCCACAGUGGAAUAUCAUAAGCGUUUAGUUUAAGAGUAGACUAAAUGGCGGAGGGCCAAGCUUAGUAUAGCAGAAAUAUAUGGGAGGCGAAGGGCGUAUACACACACAUAUAGAGUCGGAAAUCUGGGGAACGGGGAGUACGGGGUUCGGGGAGGAAAAGGAGUAAAACAUUUUAUGUAGGCAAAUAAGGGCAUAACUCGUAAAAGAUUUUGUGUAUAGUUUAGUGAAAUGAAUUAGUUUAAUGUUAAAUGAACUCAAAAGUAAACUACAUAAAAAAAUAUAUAUAAAUAUAUACACGCGGAUAUGUAUUUAAGGGAAUAUACUUAAAGCGUAUGGCGAACCUAUUUACGUGGCAGUUGUGUGUAAAGUGUGUAAAGUGUGUGUGAAUCAAAUUGAUGUAUAUCUGUCGUAAGGGCGAGUCAGUUUUUGGGAAGGAUUAUGCAAAGCAUCUACAAAUUAAGGCACAGCAUUAUAAAUUGCAACUAAUGAAGUACGUUUUAUUUGAGCUACGAACGCACGAACGGUUACUAAAGCAAGAAUGGUGAUGGAAUGCAGAUGAGGAGGGUCAUGGGUUAGGGUUAGUCAAGUGGGGGUUACCGAUGGGAAAUAUUUCGGGGUGGCAGCAAGUGGUGAUUACUUAGAAUUUUUACGAGAUAACUCAGUUUAGCCCUUCCUCGUUUCUGUAUAUGAUCGCAACCCCAGGCAUGCAUUCAUAUUUAUAAUUGUAAUCAUAAGACAGUGUAAUUGAUAUCAAAAGAUAAGAAAAAACUAAAGGUAUAAAGAGGAAAAUUCACAAGUUUCGGCACAGGAAAAUCCAAACGAAAAAUACAUUUUAGGAGUAAGUAAAUCAAAAAAUAAAAAAAAAACACAAAAAUAAUAAUUGUAUUUAAUGCUUGUGCAAAACAGAAAAAUUCUUAGCUAAUAGCAAAUAGCAAAAAAUCUAAUUGUCAGUGUUUAAUUACUAUUAUUGAUGUGCAUUCGAUGUGUGCUAAGUUCACAAAACAAGCAUCCCGUUUACCCAGAUCCCAAUUUUUCCAGGUUCCUACAAUCCUUGACAGUUGUUUUCCACGAUCGAUUGUUUAUUUCGGUCCUUCGCGUAUCAAGCAGAUAAUUAAAAACCAUAUGUAUAAAAAUAGAGCUAAAUAACUGAACUCGAAAUAAUUUCGCAGCUGACUCGAAAUGUUUGCAUAAAUUAUUAGUUGAUUAACUGCGAGAAUAAUUAAUAGAAUUUAAUUCAAUUAGCAUAUUUUCAGCCUCGCCCGCGCCCCCUAACCACCUAGAUUAUAUAAUUGUAGCAAAAGCGAAAACAAAACAAAAUUAUUGAUCAUUAAACAUUAUUAAUUAUUAUUAUUAUGGCUUGUUUGUUGCGGCUUUUUGUGCAUCUCCAUUCGGAAAUCAUUUUAUAAGGGGAAACAAAUUAUAAGAAGAAUCUAGAAAAUAAAUACAGAAAACAUAGCAGAAACAAUUGGGCAAAAAGGCCAAAAAAAGAGUGGAGAAAAACAUUUCUUGUACUUAGGUUUAGUUUAUUAUACAAAAAACAAGAAUAACAGCGGCAGAAUGAAGCAAAUAAUAACAGCUAAACGUGAAUAAGUGAGGAGACGAACCAGAUCCAUCAACAUUAGAAAAACGUUAUUUUUAUUCUUGUAUAAGUAUAAACCGAAGGCAUUUUUCAACGUAUGACAACUAUUAUUGUACGUAACUUGAUAUUUUGAUGAGAAUUUCUGUGAACAAAGCAAAAAAUAAAAAAUC